Molecule: messenger RNA, 240 nt
Organism: Aureobasidium melanogenum CBS 110374
Lineage: Eukaryota; Fungi; Ascomycota; Dothideomycetes; Dothideales; Saccotheciaceae
Exons: 4
Coding region: 1-240 (79 amino acids)
Source: RefSeq, a predicted model, not a curated record
AUGUCGGAACCUAUGAACAACGACGUCGAGAUGCAGUACAAGCCUCAGGAGCAAAUGCAGGCUGCGCCAAGCGAUGCCCAGAUCGAACAAGGCAACCAGACUGAGCAGAAGCCCAAGCGUACCUUCCUCGGCAUGCGUGGUGGCGGUCUCCUGGUUGACAUGUGCGCUUGCUUCAUCUGCUGCGAGUGCAUGGAUGGAUGCUGCCAUGCCAUUGACGACUGCUUGUGCUGCUGCUGUUAG